AUGCUCUAUGGAAAUAACAUCAAGAGUCUGGAUGAAGACAAUCAUUGCAAGUAUCAAGGUAUCCUUCAAGCUGAUUUCAUCAAGCUCACUGAAGUCAAGAAGAAGGUUAAAAGUGAAAAUGAAGAUCUUCAGUCCAAACACAUGGCCGUUGGGAUAGUGGAGAGCGGUUUGGUUUCAUCGCUGGUGCAGAAGCUGAAGACCGAGAAGGAGGACAUCCAAGAGCUCAUCCUGGACACCCUCACAGGCUGCCUGCGAGUUGAAGCCUUCGAGGCCUUGGCUACAGGAUCUGUUGCUAUCUUGAAGGAGAAGCUGCGGGAUCCCUCACGGGCCAUCAGGUGCAAGGCUGCCCAGGUCCUCAUGGCCAUCAGCGUCCCAUUGGAGGGGAAGAACAUGGUCUUCAAAGAAAACGUCUUUCCGGACCUGGUCACCCUGCUGGAAGAUGAGGAUGCGGAGGUGCGAGCCAACGCUGCCGGGGCCAUCAUGAAUUCGGCAGUGACCACCCAAGGGAAAUAUGCUGCUAUUAAUGCAGAAGCCAUCGAGUAUCUUCUGCCUUUGAUCCACGAUGACAAGAGCAAAGUCCGCCUCUAUGCUAUCAAGGCCCUGACCAUGUUGUCAGAAGCCCCAGAAGGCCGCACGACUCUGCUGAAGCACGUGCCGGAAUUCCGGAAGCAGCUGAAGGAUUCCAGUGAGACCGUGCAGAGAGCAGCCCAGAUCGCCAUACAGGUCAUUGAAUGGAAACCUUAGGAAGCCCUCUUGGCAACUGACAAUAGCCCUGGGACUGUAAGGAGCCAUUUUGUGUGAGGGAUAGCUGGCUGAAAGAGAACAGGCAGCUCCCUGGUGAAGGGUCUAGUCUCAUUCAGGGGGAAGGAAGAGGGGAGCAGAAUGAGAACAGCCUUUAAAGCCCUGAAUGGUACAGGGCCAGGUGACCUGAUCAAACAUCUCCUCCCACUGGGUCACAUCCCUCCUACUCAGAUUGGCAGAGAGGACCCACUUCAGAUCCUGUCAGAACUCCAACUGAAAGGUGGGAUCCAAAAGAAGAACCUUCCCUCUGGAACCUCCUGCCUUUCCCCACCCUCCCUCCUGGCUCUGCUGGUUGACUUGGGGUCCAAAGGGGAGGGGGCUGCUGGAUUGAUGGCAGAAUCCACCUCCCCCCUUGCUCUCUGCCCUCCCCCCCCCGUCCAUCUUUUUCAUUAGCAUAUUGAUGUGUUCCCAUUGUGUUCUUUUUCUUUAUUUUAUUGUUCUCUUUACUUCUGAU
Thamnophis elegans (Western terrestrial garter snake) is the source of this 1255-nucleotide messenger RNA. RefSeq names its product radial spoke head 14 homolog (gene RSPH14). The record is from RefSeq and is a predicted model, not a curated record. NCBI's taxonomy places the organism in Eukaryota, Metazoa, Chordata, Lepidosauria, Squamata, Natricidae. The coding region runs from base 1 to 744 and encodes 247 amino acids. Gene Ontology annotation, molecular function: protein binding. The transcript is spliced from 4 exons.